AUGUCCGUAAUAAACGCAGGCAACGUGCAGGCCACGCUCGGUGUGCCAGAGCCGCAGCUGUCUGAAAACCUCAGGAGGGUAUUUGCGCGGCUGGUCGACCCGAACGAAGACCCGCUCUUUGUCCAAAACUAUGUGGCCGCAAUCAGACGCACCCUGAGUGACGACGUCGACAACCAAGUGCCGCGUCAUCCGCCUUUCACGCAAUCAUGUCUCAACGCGGGCAUGGUGAAGACGCUGGUCGCCGUGCUGCGACAGGAGUGGUCGAGCGCGCAUACACCCAAGAUCAGAUAUAUUGCGCAGUACUACGCGUCCCAGGCUCUCUCGUACACACUUGAAACUGGAAGUGUGGAGGAACGACAGCGGGAGCUGAAUGCGAUGUUGCAAGAGGGGCUUUUCGAGCUGUGUCUGCGGGACCUGAAUCAUCGCCUGUGCACCAUGAGCCUGGUGGCCGUCAAUAUGCUCAGCUCGCUCGCGACGGAAGCCUGCCUCGCUGAAACAACGUCAGCGUCCACCGCGGCAGACGUCAUCGAGGCCGUCUGUUUGUACGUUCUCCGUGGACCGGAGCAUAUCACAGUGCAGCUUCUCGACCCUCCAACGGCGUGGCAGACGCAGAUAUUCGCCGAACGAGGAUAUAAAAGCAUGCCCAAGGACCCGGCACGCUGGGCGCCCGUGCUGUACGGCACGGCGCAGGAGAGCGCGAUCUGGGCCGCGCAGAACAUCCUGUGCUCGUCCCCGCCGCGCCCGCGCAAGUUUGUUUUGGACAUCCUCAAGAGAAAGCCUCGCGUUGUCGAUCUGCUAUUCGACUGCGCAAUCUUGGAGCGGCCGGCGUGGUACCCUGAGACGCAGGUGGACUCGACGGCGUGCGAGACGCUCACGCUGCUGUUCCAGUGGCCGAGCGAGUUCGUGCCCGGUGUGGAGACAAUGCGGGUGGAUAGGACGAGGCGAGCGCAGGAGUGGAAGGCGAUGUCGCAAGCGCUAACAAUCUUGACGUCGAGGAAGGGCUGGGCAGAGAGGCUCUCGGAGGUGUGGAUGCGGAUCGAUGAGGAGGAUAUGACAAAGGUCCAAAGCCAGCUAAAUGGGCAAGGAAAGGAUAAAUUUGCGCUGCUCAAUCAGCACGAGGUUUAUCGUUAUCGUGGUACGCAUCACAACGCUAUUCCCGAAAGCGCACCCCUUGAUCGAGACUUUCCUACAGGCAAAUCCAGAUCCACAGUUUUACGUCUAAUCACCACCCUCACCCACGCUGCCGAAUCCUGUGGUAUCACAAACGCUCAAAUCGAAUCAUUCCUUCACAUCGCUUACCUUGGGUGCCGCAAAGUGAGGCCGCUCGAAGAAUGUAACACCAACGCGAACGUACCGCUCACCGUUGAGCACUGGGAAGAAAUGAACCGCCCCCCACUAUGGACGACUCUUGCCAAUGUGCCCGCCGAGGUCGUUCCCGUCGCACCCGAGAACGCCCUCGGGCCGACCGCGCUCAUCCGGCUUUACGUCAUCCUCGCGCAGCGCAAGGCGUUGGAUGGCAUACGGGCGCUCAAGAAGCCGCCCGCGGGGCUCAUGCCCUUCACGUCGCUAUCGCACAUCCAGCAGAUCACGCACCCGGACGUCGUCCGCCGAGCAAUCGGAGUCGCGCAAGUGCGCCUGCUCGCAAGACUCGAGUACGGGCGCAAGACACUUGCGGGGAGGAGCAGCAGCGACUACCUCAGCAGUGCGCUGGCGGCGUUCACGAGUGCGGGCGAGCUCGCGGCUGCUCUUGUCGCGAUGGAUGUGUACACGGAUGGGGUGUAUAAGGAGGAGGUGCGCGGGGCGCGCAAGCAGCUUGUUAUUGCAAUGGGGAAUGCGUCGCAGAUGGCGCUGAAUCUCCGGCAGUAUCAGAGAGCGCUGCAUUUUGCAUGGGCUGCUGUCGAGGCAGCGGAGAAUAUUCCGGUUGAUGAGGGGCUGGAUGCAGACGUGAUUAAGAAGAAUAAGCGGAGGGUAGAUCAUGCAAAUAUUGGGAUCAAACAGCGGGGACAGCCUCGGCGCUCUGAUGCGUAA
Coniophora puteana RWD-64-598 SS2 is the source of this 2028-nucleotide messenger RNA. RefSeq lists its product as uncharacterized. The transcript has 5 exons. Lineage: Eukaryota; Fungi; Basidiomycota; Agaricomycetes; Boletales; Coniophoraceae. The coding region runs from base 1 to 2028 and encodes 675 amino acids. The record is from RefSeq and is a predicted model, not a curated record.